AUGUGCGUAGCGCUUGUUACGCAUAGCAAUUACACCUCAGCCAUGAGUCUCCUGCCAUUAGCCAUGCUAAUUCUUGUACUACUAGACUUCAUCAUGAUGAUAGUAGCUGCUCCUAUCUCACACAGAAAAUCUCUCUCUACUAUGAUAACAAAAGAACUUCAUAGCAAACAUAAAAGGGACACCACAGAACUUCAAACAAAAUCCAGACAAAAACGCGAAGCAUUUAUACCUGCUGGGCUCGUCGCUGGAGUUAUUAAAAUGUGUGAUCGUCAUUCAUUUUGGUGCAAUCACCACAUCUUUAGAAUCACUGAUGAAAUCACAGAUAGAACUGUUCAAAUCUCAACCGGAACUACUUCUUCACAUGCGAGAGAAAUCCGUAGUACAGACAUUAUCAACAGAAAUGAUCCAAUUAAUACUCAUGCUGACAAUAUUGCUUCUGCAGACAUUGUAAAAUCAAGACGACGGAGAUUCGUUGUUCACGGUAUGGUUAUGGGAAUCAUUCGUAUGUGUAGAAGGCACCCCCAGAGAUGUAGUCGAAAGAGAAUUGAGAUUCUUGACACUUUUACUGGGCGAAGAACUGAGGUUCGAUCGUCGCAUGGGCGGACGACUGCAUCUGAAUAUUGAAACAAAAAUGUUGUAAUACAUGCAUGGUGCAGCUAAUAAUGGUUUACAGUAAAACCAUCUUUGGGAAUGACCUUUACAAAUUUUCCCAUAGUGAUAUAAUAGUGAGCUAAAGAACUGCCAAAUACUCAUGAUGGAAGAUUUAGAUCCAAUGUGAGUCUUGACUGUGGGCCAAAAACUGAAUGCUUCUUUAGACAAAAUAGUUUUAGUUUUCUGUAUGUUUCAGAAAAUUCUUUUGAUAUCCUAUAUAAGAAGUAAAUGUGUUAACACCCUGUGAUAGAUUUGCCAAGAAUUUCAGUAUUUCUAUUCAAAAAUCUAGCAUCAGAUCUGAGUGCAUUUUUUUUGUUAUUAUUUGUAGUUAGGCCAACUUCAGUACAGGUGACAUUAAGAUAUAGUACUUGACAACAUAAGUUGAGCAAGCAGCCUCUUAUGAACUUUCAAUAGUGAUAUUGCCAAAUAUAUUUUUGAGUUGAAAGUUACUGUAACUGUACAUCAUACUACUCACAUACUGCUCAGAUUUUCUUAAUGCAUUUAUUACAUUUGCAUUUCUAUGAUUGCAUUCUAUCUCAAUACUAAGAUUUGACAUAAGUACCUCACUCUAUUCACCAUAAUAGACUUUUGUAACCACUAAGUAGAAUAACAUGAUCUUAAAGAGUAAUAUAGUUUUGUACCAAAUCCCCAAGAAGGGAAUAGGAAUUGAACAAGGUCACUGAAAUCAUUUUAUUUAUUCUACUGAAAAGCUAUUAUUUUAAGCAUUAUUCUGUAGGUUGUAAUU
Owenia fusiformis is the source of this 1396-nucleotide messenger RNA. The record is from the annotation of a GenBank genome assembly. Lineage: Eukaryota; Metazoa; Annelida; Polychaeta; Sabellida; Oweniidae.